Molecule: messenger RNA, 1069 nt
Organism: Panonychus citri (citrus red mite)
Lineage: Eukaryota; Metazoa; Arthropoda; Arachnida; Trombidiformes; Tetranychidae
Gene: Nelf-E
Product: negative elongation factor E-like
Exons: 3
Coding region: 232-819 (195 amino acids)
Biological process (GO): negative regulation of transcription elongation by RNA polymerase II
Cellular component (GO): NELF complex
Source: RefSeq, a predicted model, not a curated record
AAUUAUUUUAAUUGUGUGUUAAUUUACUUAUUACCAUUGCCUUUCAUAUUCUAAUUGAUUUGUGUUCAACUUUAAUUAAGUUUCUAUCUGUUAAGUCUCUUUGGUUGAAUCAAUUAAUAGCAAUAGUUUUCCUGGUUGACUCAUUUUUUUUUGAGCUCUCAAUGUUAACUGGCGGCUUAAUUGUCUGUGGAAAUUUUUCUUGUGAAUAUAUUAAAUUAACUGUAGAAAAUCAUGGUCUUCAUUCAAAUACCUUCACAAUUUAGUGAUGAGGAGAAAUCAUUACAACAAAAAUACGCUAAAUUAAAGCGAAAAAAGAAGCUAUUGAUUCAACAUAAAACUCCCAAAGUAGAAAAACCUGAAGUAACCGCUCAAACUGUUCUUAAAAGAGCCGCUGAAUCAUCUAAACAAGAUGCCAAAGAGGUUGCAAAGAGGUUACUCAAAUCAGGAGCAAUUAAAGUCGCCAAACCACCGGAUAAGGAAAGAGAAGGUCAAGGUUUUAAACGAUCUAAAUCAUUAGCUCGAAAACGAAUCGGUGCCGAUAAACCAGCCGGAUUUAAGCCUUUCCAACCCGAUCCAGAAAGAGAAGCUCUUCCAAGUACCGGAUUUUCAAUCGCUCCAAAAUCAGGCAACUCAAGCUUUGGAAAUUCAUCUUCAUCAGCUUCUUCCGGUGGUUCCAGUGGAUCAGGAGGAGGAUCAGGGGGUGGACAGGGAGGUCCAUCCAAUUCUUGGGGUGUAAUUGCCGCAAGUUACAAUAGAAGAGGAGAACAGCCAACCGAUGGAUCUGAUCAACGAGAAAUCCUCAGUUACGAUGAUCUAUGAUUCAAUUCUUAAUCCACCUAAUCAAUGACAAAUUUAGAAACUAUUUUUUUCACUCUAAUGAUGUUUUCUCAUCAUUAAUACAAAUCAACUAAAAAUUCCGAGUGAUGAAACAAUCACAAUGACAUAAAACUCGUACAAAUGAACAACAAUUUAAAGAAAUAGUUUUUUAUUGUUACGAUAACUGUUUGAUUGUCAAUCAAACAAAUAUUGUAUAUAUAAAGAUAAUUAACAUAACAAUUGUGCAGAUAAA